GAACCCUCCCAGAGAAUGGAACAAUGGCAAGGAGAACAGUUUGUCGAGUUGGAUUUCAGAACAAAUGUGUACAAUCUCAUACCAUUAUGGUUAAAAACUGCGGUUUCUUUGCUGUUUACGAGUUAACGCCUUUGAGUUCUUGUAAUUCAGCAUAUUGCUUUCAACCAAGCUCAACUUGUGUGGAAGGAGUACCUACAAAUUUAUCUGUAUCCUAUCACGGUGUUUCUUGGACGUCACAUCCUAAUGAAACAGCAACUGAUCGCACUCAUAUACCAUCAGUGAAUCUUAUUUGUAACUUUACGCCCAUCAAUGAAGAAAACAUUUUUUAUGAAGUUAAUUGGUACAUUGAUAACAAAGAAGCCAUCAGAAAUCAAACACUGGCCACUGACAAAAGGACGAAAGCACUUCUUAGUGCCAGCGAAAUCCUCCAAAUUAAAGGAAAGGCAGGAUCUAUGAUACAUUGUGUGGUUGGAGCCAAAUUUAGACCAGCAGAUUCCCCAUGUUCCUCGAAAUCCAGUCCAUUAUUUUUUGCAGGAAUAAAGCUUUUAAGACAGAGAAUUGUAAUCGAAAAAAAUCAAAAAGCAAUAAUCCCAUUUCAACUUACCAUCCCAUUUGCUGAUCAGACUUUAGUGCUGGACAAGGAUGAAAAAGAGUCGGUUCUUUAUAUAAAUUCUGCUGUUCAUAAUGGAUCACAUGUAUCAUGUGAAGACAGCAGGAGAUAUAAUUGUGCCAUAAAUAUAACAUCAUAUAAGUAUAGCGAGAGAUGGAAAUACGAUACCGAUGAAUGGAAAGGUAUUCAGAACUUUACAUUUUACAACGAUGAUGAUGGUGAUUAUACUCCCGAUACACAUCUGAUACUGAGACUUCAGACAGUAGGUACGCAGGGUGGACAAUUGUCUCCAACUAAAAUUUUCGAAGAUGUCCUUCUCCCAGACGUUCAGGUUAUGAUAGUUGAUAACAAGACACUGUGGAAAGGCAAGAGUUGUUUCUCGGUAACAGAUCCACACAUCUUUACCUUUGACAAUGUAUGGUAUCAAUGCAUGUUGCCUGGGACCUUCAUUCUGUAUAAAAAUGACCUUUAUAAUCAAGAGGUACAGGAAAAACAUUUUAUGUGUACUCAUGGUGCAACCUGUAAUUGUGCAGUAGCGGUGAGAUCAGGACGGGACGUGUUUACUAUAGAUAUGUGCGGCAGACAAAGGGAAAUCAUCAAUUUUCCACUCUGUGAUGACAGCGUUUUGAAAGUAGUGAAGAAGGCUGAUCGUCUAUAUGAGGUGUUGCUACCAACAGGAACAAGAGUUAAAAUUUCUAUUAACUGGCGAAACGAAACUGGUUGGUUUUUAAAUGCAGGCAUUUAUCCAUCAACGUCGGAUAUAGGAAAUACCAGAGGACUUUGCGGCAUUAUGGAUGGAAAGAAAGAAAAUGAAUUUACAGGAAGGAAUAAUUUUCAGUAUCCUACUAAUAUCACGAGGAGACCAGACUUUUUUUCGAGUACUUGGAUAGUUAGGAGCGAGGAAAACUUGCUAAUAGAAGAUCAAAAUGUAUUCAGCAGAUUAAAAUCAAUCUCCACCACAAUGACUCGUGUGUGUAAAUGUGAUAAUUCUACUGGACAAUAUAAAACUGUAUGCAAUUAUGGGAACGUCAUAGACUGUAAAUUUACGGUUGGAAAAAGAUAUCAUUGUUUGACUCAUCCAGAAACUGUAAGACGACGAAAGCGGGACCUUAAACAUCUGCAAACCCUAGAUCUGUUUAACAAACAUCCCUUUUUAGAAAAUGAGAAUUCAGUAAACGAGCGAUAUAAAAGAGAAACGACUUUGACAAGAAUGACAUUUGAAGAGGCUAAAAAUUUUUGUCUGACAAUGUUUGAGAUGUCUGAGGCGUACAUAACAUGCCGAUCAUUUGUAGCUGAUUUGAAUAUUGAUGCUUCCUUAGAGAGCUGUAUCUCGGAUUUACAA
Messenger RNA from Saccostrea cuccullata (small rock oyster), 1952 nucleotides. RefSeq names its product von Willebrand factor D and EGF domain-containing protein-like. The record is from RefSeq and is a predicted model, not a curated record. NCBI's taxonomy places the organism in Eukaryota, Metazoa, Mollusca, Bivalvia, Ostreida, Ostreidae. The annotation marks the transcript as partial. The transcript is spliced from 11 exons.